Mesitornis unicolor (brown roatelo) is the source of this 346-nucleotide messenger RNA. RefSeq names its product tetratricopeptide repeat protein 26-like. NCBI's taxonomy places the organism in Eukaryota, Metazoa, Chordata, Aves, Mesitornithiformes, Mesitornithidae. The annotation marks the transcript as partial. The record is from RefSeq and is a predicted model, not a curated record. Gene Ontology annotation, molecular function: protein binding; intraciliary transport particle B binding. Gene Ontology annotation, biological process: intraciliary anterograde transport; intraciliary transport involved in cilium assembly. The transcript has 3 exons. Gene Ontology annotation, cellular component: intraciliary transport particle B; ciliary base; ciliary basal body.
AUGCUCUCCCGGGCCAAGCCGGCUGUGGGGGGUACCCCGCCGCCGGGAGACAAGCGGAGGAAGAAAGGGAAGAAGGUGCCGCAGCUGGAAGAGCUCCUGGCCCAGAGGGACUUCACCGGAGCGAUCGCCUUGUUGGAGUUUAAACGCCAUGUGGGUGAGCAGGAGGAGGACGCUGACCUUUGGAUUGGAUACUCUGCCUUCCACUUGGGUGACUACAAGAGAGCACUGGAGGAAUAUGAGGCCUUAACCAAACAACCAGGUUGCAAUCCAGAAGUUUGGGUGAAUCUUGCCUGUACGUACUUCUUUCUGGGAAUGUAUACGCAAGCUGAAGAAGCAGCCUUGAAAG